Messenger RNA from Adineta steineri, 753 nucleotides. The record is from the annotation of a GenBank genome assembly. Lineage: Eukaryota; Metazoa; Rotifera; Eurotatoria; Adinetida; Adinetidae.
AUGGGUCGACAUCGUUCACGUUCAGAUUCUCGUUCACGUUCUCGUUCGAUGUCUUCGAGUUCAUCUGGACGUGGUGUACAAUCAUCUAAUUGGGAUGGUGAAGCAGGUUAUCGUGUUCAUAUAUCAGAUUUAGCUGCUGGCAUUUCACGUAAAGAAAUCGAACGGGUAUUUACUAAAUAUGGAAUUAUUAAUGAGGUAUGGGUAGCAACUAAUCCACCUUGUUUUGCAUUUGUUAAUUUUAAACAUCGAUCUGAUGCUGAUAAAGCCAUUCGAGAAGUUGAUGGAAAAAUUAUUGGUUCAACUCGUGUCGGUGUAAGUUGGGCACGUACACGUACAUUUGGUGGUCGAAAUCGUGGUGGUCGUGGUUAUCCAUAUAGUUCAUAUCGAAGUAGUGGUAGUCGACGACGAUCAAGAAGUCGUUCGAGAAGUAAUUCACGUUAUCGACGACGUCGAUCAAGAUCACGAUCAAAUUCACGAGAUCGUUACCGUCGACGUAGUGUAUCACCACGAGAACGUAAACGUUCACGACAUUCAAGCGGUCGACGUGAAUCAAAAUCAGUUUCACGUUCUCGAUCACGAUCACGUUCAUCACCACGACAUAAAUCUUCUGCUAAUACAAACGGACGAAGUCGAUCCCGUGGUUCAAGUGUUAGUGAUCGUCAUAAUAAUGGUGUAGCCGAUUCUUCUUCAGCUACUGGCGUUGAUGCAAAUAAUGCUUAUAACCGAUCACCAAUAGCCGCUGGUGGAGAUUAA